This is a messenger RNA of Phasianus colchicus (ring-necked pheasant), 11388 nucleotides long. The record is from RefSeq and is a predicted model, not a curated record. NCBI's taxonomy places the organism in Eukaryota, Metazoa, Chordata, Aves, Galliformes, Phasianidae.
GCUUGUAUAGUUUUUAUUAGCGGGUGGAGGAUUUCUUUUUAUUGCUUUCCUGGCACAGUCACGUCAGGAACCUGAUCCGGAUUGGUAGGGGAGGCUGGAAGGUGAUGCUAUCACUUGUGGCAGAGUUCCCGUGUGUCCUACCCUGUUGAUCUGCUGUUUCUGUGGUUUUAGGGAUUUUUUUAAUUUGGUGGCUGUGACAUGAGGGCUUCCCAUCUCAAUCUGAAUUUUCCUGUGGGGAGAAUUUCUGUGGGCAGUCAGGUCUUCGGAUGAGCCAGGCUGAUAAACACAUGGUGCUGGCUUCCGUGUUCUGUGAUGGAAUCAACAUUUCAGUGUCAGUAAGGCUUUCUGGAAAAUACAGGAAAAUGUGUGCAUCUCUGUAGUGUUGCCACGUCUGUAGUUACUUCAGGUUGUCCUGCCCUGCCUUUGGAGGCUUCUAGCUCUGCCAUUUUUGUAGCUGUUAUUUUCAUCAUGGUGCAAAGCAGGGACACGAGUUGUUCUGCACCGGUGCAUCUUCACUACUGCUGGGGUUGAGGUGUUAUCACUUCGUGGUACCUCAAAGAAAGCACCUGGUGCAGUGUGCUAAAACCACGUACUGCAUGUCUGUGCAGUGAGCAUUUUGUUGGGGUUUCAUACUGUUCUGCAACACAAGUUGGCAGGUUUAACAUCACAAAGCGUACCUGGAGCCAAAUUGCUAGCGAUUGGAACGGCCUGGGUUGGAAGGGACCUCUAAGCUCUAGCAAUACCUAGGUCAAAAUGACACAGGGUACACUUAGAUCCAUUAUAUGGGGUUUUUCACAGCUGUAGGCGUUAAAUGUGUGACUGAGCACGUCUGUUGGACAAGUCAUGAAGAGUGUUCUCAGUAUCAGGGCUGCGGUGCCCCCUGGCUGGGAGCCAGGCUCCGGGCAAGGUGCUGCAGCCAAAUCCACUCGGGUGUCAUUAUGAAUUAUUUCCAACAUUUUAAUCAAAACAUAUAUUUAGUUUUGAACAGAUGACUGUUAUGGAGCGAUGGUGGUCUCUUCAGAGCUAAAAUUGUAACUGAGCCUCUGUUAAGUGUGGUUCUGUUGGGGCUCUCGCUCCCUUAAUCUCACUGAAAGUAAACCAGUGCUCUCCAUGGCUCACGUGUGGUCCUGUGGCUGAGGGGAACUAUUUUGGGAUCAGGAUGAUAUCUUAAACACUUUGUUAGGGCUGUUUAUUUGAAAAACACUGGGAGAAGGUAACUUGUGUCUUUAAACCUAAAUGUUUCCUACCUCAAAAUCACAUGGGGUGCAUUUUGGGUGGGGGAGGUGAAACUUUUCUGAAAUCCCUAGGAAGGUCUGAUCUUUUGAUGAGGCAGUUCCUUACCCCGCUGCUGUAGAGGCAUUUUGUUCAUCUGUUGCUCUUGUUUAACAGCCUUUGGUGCAAACUUUAUCUCAAAAUAUUUCAAGGUUUGAAAGAGUUGAAGGCAUGGAAACACCUCCGUGAGCUGAGCGCCCGUCUUCCCAUCAGAAUCCCUCUGUGGCCCUGGGCAGGUUGUACUCCCUACCUCAGCCUCACUCUGCUUAAAUAAAAGCAUCUCCAUUUAAAUAAUGAGCUCCUUAAAACAGCAGCUUUCUCAUAUUAAACCCAGCACUUACUAUAAUGAAAAGUGUUUACAUCCCUUUCUGUGCGGGACUAGAAAUGCAUAUUGACUGUUUAUGGAAUAGGUUCAGUUUUUGUUCUGGACAGUAGAAUGAGGCUGAUCCAUAUCUGCCUGCAGCCUAUCCCCCUUUUAGGAUAAGUAUGAAGCCUUUUGAAGAGAUGUUUUCAAUACGUUGGGAAAACACUUCAAUAUGAAAUAGCAGGAUGCCUGCAACUUAUGUGAGUGUAUGACAUUGCUGCACAUUUGCACAAUAAAUAAUCUCAUGUCAUUAAUAUGAGGAUAUAAUUUCAAUAGGAACGCUAUCUUUCAGUCUGUGAAAUGUUCCUAAUUUUGUAUAGUAUGGUAGAACACACUUAAAGAACGCACAACUCUUUGUUGUUUUGCACUGUGUAUAUAAAUAACUGCAUGGUGGUUCUCUCUGGAGCCAGGGGUCCCUUCCAACUUGGGAUAUUCUAUGAACCACGGAAUUGCAGAGGUUGGAAGGGACCUCAGGAGAUUCCAGUCCAAUCCAAUCAGAUUGUGGUCACUGCCAGAAGCAAAGCAUGCCUGCAGGCGUGGUGACAUGCUGCUGCUGCUGGUUGCUGUUGCAGAGCUCUGGGUGAGGCAGAAGCAGUGCCUGUGUACAGAAGGGUGCUUACAGCCGUGGCUUGUCCUUAGGGGGACUGCUGGCACAGCUGGAAGUUUCCUGUUGUCGUGCACACAGCAGUGCUGGUGUGAGCUGAGAUUGAGAGUGGCACCUCGCCCUGUUCUGCACGCUGACACGUAGCUCAGUGGGGCUUUGCAAACCCAGUGUGCAGUGAGCACCUCUUCUAUUCAUUUCAGUCAACUUUUGUUAAUAGCUACAUGCAUACAUAGGAAUAACGUAUUUCUUUCUCUUUUGGACUGAAACCGUUUGAGAUUUCAUUUUCAGAACAUCUCAUGGAAGUCAGUGAGGUUUCCCUGAUGGACAGCGGAGCUGGUGGCAUGAAGCAGGCCUGCUCCAUCCUGGAGGUACUGAGUUCAGCUGCAGGCGGGUGGAAUCCAUGAGCACUGUGCUCGGUGGGAGCUCAGAGCUGGAGCAGCUCCAAGAUGACUGCAGCGCUGCUGGAGGAGCAUCGGGGCUGGGAAGGGGAAGGCCCACAUUGCAGCGGUGCAGGCUGUGCGUUUUUCUGUGUCAGGAAGUGAGGUCAGACCCGGCGCUGUGUGCUGUCAUUGUUUUCUGGAAGGCUGGUCAUUAAGGUUUUCUGUUUUUCUUAGAAGCCUUUGUAGUGUGAGUCUGUCAGUGGAAAAUAUUGCCUCUUUUAAUACGGUUAGCGUGAUGAACCGCGUUACGUUGGUGUGCUUUUGGAUCGCUCAGUGAUUCUCAGAGAGCACUUCUAACAUCUGAGCUGAUUUCUUUGCUCUAAAGAUCCUUUAUACCCUAUUUUGGCACAGCAGAUACAGCAAAACCUAACCCUUAGGAUCUGUUAACACUGAUCGAGUAAUUUGAAACCCGUAUUUCACAACUGUCGGUAAACUGUCGUAUAAAUGAAAGUCUGAAAAAUGUUAGUUAUGGGUGUUAGAACAGGGAAGCCUCAUGUGGAAACCAACAUCAGUGUAAUAAGUGGAGAAGGUUUAUCUGGCUGUGUAUCAGUGUGAGGUUGAGAGUGGCACCUCGUCCUGUUCUGCACACUGACACGUAGCUCAGUGAGGCUUUGCAAACCCAGUGUGCAGUGAGCAUCUCUUCUAUUCAUUUCAGUCAACUUUUGUUAAUAGCUACAGCCAUACGUAGGAAUAACGUAUUUCUUUCGCUUUUGGGCUGAAACCAUUUGAGAUUUCAUUUUCAGAACGUCUGAAGUACUGAGACGGAUUCAAUUCCUGAGGCUCACGGUCAUUAUUUCUUUUUUACUUAUUUGUGCCCCAUGCUGAGAUAGCCGUGUGAAUGCUUUGCUGGAUGUGCACUCUGCUGUACGUCAGAUUUUAGCCUCUUGUUUUAAUCAAAAUGACAAAAUGUCACAGCAUUUCUGUGUGCUCAGCUGAACUGCUGAAUGCGGAUCUGGUCGCUUUUUGGUGAGUGGUUUUCCCCUUCAUGUUAAUUGCUAAUUUCUAUCAUUGUUGAGGUUCUUAGAUGAAUGAAACUGAGACUGUGCAUGCAGACACGUGUGUUUUAUGUAUUUAUUCAUAUGUAUAAAACAAUGUAUUUUUAAUCUGCUCGUGUGUACUGAAUUCCUAUUAUGGAAGCAGUUUCUCUGAAGUCUUAGCUAGAAACCUCUAAAAAUAGGAGGGUUGUAGUAGAAGAAACUGCAGCUGUAAUUUUAGCCCAUGGACCGGCAGCGUUAGCAGUUAUUUUUAAGUGAAAUAGUUCUGUACAAUCAGAUGAGCUUGUUUCCUUGGCAGUAGUCAUUCAAAAUUUGACAAACAGAAGGGAAGGUGAUUUUCUGCAGGAAAUAAAUGGCACUCUAAGGUAGCUGGGUAUAUUUAGGGCAAUCCUGAUACAAAUCGGUGCUUUGAAGUCCUGUGUAGCCCUCCCACCCCUGCAGCCUGCUUUGGUCUCCUAAGAUCCCAAGGCAGGAGCAGGGCCAGGGGGUGGCUGGUGUGCAGAGCCAGGGCUAUCUGUGGCACUAUGGGCUGUUCCUUUGUGCUGUGUUUUGUGGCUGUGUGAUUGUAUCCGUUCUUUUGAGAUGCUUUUGCAAACAAGAAUGAGUGUGUUUGUGCCUCUGUGCUCUCCCAGCCUUCUCAUCUGGCAGCAGCAGUGCAGGAGGACCUUGUAAUGUUGGCCUUUAUUGCAGGCCAUUUCUGGGCAACCUGAACUUAACGUCAGAAGAGAUUCUGAGAGUGCAGCUGUGAUGUUUUUCUGAACACUGCUAUUUCCAUAUUGGUUUAGCAGUUGUUCGUAGGCUGGCUUGGUUCACGCAUAGGUGAGUUGGUGUUUUUGCACGCUGUUCCUGUUUUGCUUUUUUAAUGUAAUAAAUUGGUCUGUCUUAAAUGCAUUUUGGUCUUCUGUCUGGGUUAUGGGAGGUAAUGGGAAAGGAGAAGGAAAUGGCAGCAUUUCCUGUAUCCUGUUACCUUGUGCGUUGUAUGGAUGCUGAAUUAACUGUUCAUCAAAAAUUCAUGAAGAGUUGCCCUGCAUUUUGCUUUGUUGUAAUUACGGAUCGUUCACGGGAAGCUCACAGCUAUGCAGUGCUUUUCCAGUUGCAGUUCUCCAUGGUACUCAUUUAAAGACUCCUAUACGAAGCACUCUGCUCUGUCUCACACUGCCUUAGGCGUUGUUUUCACCGUGCCAGAAUUCUGUACUAAUGGCACGUUGCAACACUGGGGAGAAUGAAGGGGUUUUGAUCACCGCAGAGAUUGAAAUGUGUGUAUGUUCUAUGAAUUAUUUGGUGUAAGACUUUAUUUACAGCGAGUUCAGAAACUCAGAAAACUCCAGAUUUUAAGAAUAAAAUGCUACGUGAGCAUACAUGAUGCUGCCGUGUGAUCGCAUCGCUUACGUAGCGAUGUCAGCCCUUGUGGUAUGUGGAGUGGGGUGCGUGUGCUAUUUUAAAGGAUGUAUUUUUGGAAAGAGGAUAUGCAUUGCUGAUACACAGUACUUGAGAACAGGAUAAUAACUUGUACUCCUUGAGAGCACCAUUGGAAAGAACACGGACAUCUGAGGUGAUGCCCUCCAUGCUGUCAAGGCUGUCCGUUUGCACGAGUUCUUAAAUGUGCAAUGAGGGCAGAAGGGAAUGCUUCAUACCAGCUUUAGGCUCCAAUUAAGGUCAGUUUAUUUGCGUAUCUUUGGGGCAGAGUUGUGGUAUGCUGAAGGCAUUGAAUGCUGUGUUUUUCUUCUGAAUUACUGGUACCAUGUUUGGCAAACAAAGUGGAGAAUUAUUUGGGAAAGGGGAGUGGCUGAAACCUAACACUGGUGCUGUCUUUUUGUUUCAGCAGGCGAUUACUGUGAGCAGCUGUCAAUGAAUGGUUUUCAGACAUGAUGGCCGACCAGCCACCUCCGUUAGAAGCUACGCCUCUAUUGAACGAAGUGCCACUUCUACCUCACAUGGUUAAUGGAGACAGCAUCCAACAGGUUAUUCUUGUGCAGGUGAACCCAGGUGAAACAUUUACAAUUACAACUGAAGAUGGACACAUUCAGUGUAUUCAAGGUCCAGCCCAUGUUCCUAUGAUGUCACCAAAUGGUUCUAUGCCACCUAUUUUUGUGCCUCCCGGUUAUGUAUCUCAGGUGGUGGAAGAAAAUGGAGUUCGCAAAGUGGUGGUGUUGCCACACUCGGCUGAAUUCCAUCCUUCCAUGCAUCCUCCGCCUCAUCCUCCCCCCCACGUGCCCCAUUACAUGCAUCACCACCACGCUCUGCUCCCCCACCCCCCACACCCAGUGUACCCCCCUGUUCCUGGGACAGGAGAGCUGCCGCCGCAGUUCAUCCACCAGCAUCCACCGCCACACGUUUUCCAGGAGCAAGAACCUCGUUCUCAUGGAAGGACAAACUUUAUUCAGCGAGAUGAAAGGAGUCUCAAAAUGCAAGAGCACCUGAAGAAAAGACUAAAAGACAGACAAGCGAGCGGUCACACUAACAAUAAGCUUAACAGUCCUCCAUCUUCACCACAUAAAGUUAAUAAUUCUUCCAGUGCAGCAGUUCAGAACGGAAAUGGAAAAGGACAGCAAGGGACAGGAGGGCCGCUAAAGCAGAAGCAGAUAGGAAAAACAAAGGGCUGUCCAGAUGCAGAGAUGGGAGAAUCUGACACAGAAUCCAAGAAGUAUGAUACUCACUUGAGCAUUGGCAAGCCAGUAGUUUCUGAUAUACAAGCAAGAUCAGCCGUUCUGUCCUGGAAUCUCCCAGUUAGUUCACAGAAUGGAGAGAGCCAUAGUCAUAGUCCAGCAGCAUUUACAUUUGAAGUAGCAAUAUCCAACAGUGGUAAAAAUGGAAAAUUUAAAUCUGUCUAUGUUGGGGAGGAAUUAACAAUUACCCUUCCUGAUCUCAGACCAGCAACCGAUUACCAUGCCAGAGUUUCAGCAACCAGCAGUUCCAUAAAGGAAUCUGUUUCAGAAUUAGUGAGUUUCACUACGGAAAGUUGUGAGCCAGAUUGUCCAGCUGCACCGAAGCUAAUUAAUAGAACCAAAAACAGCCUGAGUUUGCAGUGGAAGUCUUCAAAUGACAACGGUUCCAAAAUAACUAAUUUUCUUUUAGAAUGGGAUGAGGGGAAGAACGGACCCUUCAAAGAAUGCUACUACGGGCACCUGAAGCAGUACAAGCUCACCAAACUCUCUCCUUCCACAAAAUACUCGCUUAGACUGGCUGCUAAAAACGAUAUUGGAAUGAGUGGGUUUAGCGAGACGGUGACGUACUACACAGCAGGGAUGGUCCCCCCAGCCCCACCUCCCCCGGUGCUCGUUGAAGCUGGAGUGACCUGGCUGGCCCUGCAGUGGAGCCCACCCAGCGGCGUGUCCUCAGAGGACUCCCUCACUUAUACUUUAGACGUGGAAGAAGAAGGUUCUGGUUAUGGUUUCCAGCCACAAUACAACGGAGACGAACUCUCGUGCACUUUAAGAAAUCUUAGAAGGAGUACAUCCUAUAAGUUUAGGCUCUUUGCCUACAACAGCGAAGGAAAAAGCAGCCCAAGUGAGGUAGUGGAACACAGCACCAACCCUGACAAACCUGGGCCACCAAGUAAACCAAGUGCAAAGGGGAAGAUCCAUUCCCACAGUGUGAAAGUAGCAUGGGAGCCACCCAAAGAUAAUGGAGGAUCAGACAUCGUUAAAUACUUUUUGGAGAUCUCAGAAGCAGUAAUUGGGAGUAAAUGGGACACCAUCUACAGCGGUUCCCAGAGAGAGCACGUGUGUGAUCAUCUCAAGCCUGGUACUUCGUACAGAAUGAGAGUUCAUUGUGUCAGCAGAGGUGGGGAGAGCCAGGCUUCUGAUAUUCUGACUGUUACAACGUCGGCUGUUCCUCCGGGGCCCUGUCCCACUCCAUGCCUGGCAGGCAAGGCGAAGCCCAAGGAGAUCACAUUGCAGUGGGGCCCACCACCUGUAGAUGGAGGAUCUGACAUAACAGAAUACGUUAUAGAGAUGGCAAACUCAGAGCAGGAGGAGCGCAGACAGGUGUACCAGGGUGCUGCACCCGAGUGCACUGUGAGCAACCUGCUCCCUGGGAGAGCAUACUGCUUCUGGCUGCGGGCAGCAAACAGGGUUGGGUUUGGUCCUCACUCGGACAGAGCAGAAAUCUCUACUGCUCCAGGCCCCCCUGAUCAGUGCUGCAAACCUGCAAUCACUUGUAAAAAUGCAACUUGUGUUGCAGUUUCCUGGGAGAGUCCUGCGUGCAAUGGUGCAGAAAUCAGUGAAUACAGACUGGAGUGGGGACAGGUGGAAGGAUCAAUGCAUGUCAUUUACACAGGCCCUUGCCAGAGCUAUGAAGUAAAGGGUCUCACACCUGCAACCACAUAUUACUGUCGUGUACAGGCUGUGAACAUGGCUGGGGUUGGGCUGUUUGGAGAGACUGGAGUGGUGACAACCCCUGCAUCAGUGCCUGCGGCCGUGUCCGCACUGCAGCUGCUGGAGGAAGACCAAAUGGAAGUUUCUCUUCCUUUAUCAACGUGCCUUGCAAUUCAAUGGGAAGAACCGUGUUGUCAUGGGGCAGAGAUCACUGGAUAUAAUAUAGAAUAUGGGGAAAAGCAGCUUGUAACUGUUGGAAGGAAUACAAGCCACAUUCUUGAGAAUUUGCUGCCUGAUACUCUCUACAGGGUGAGAAUACAGGCCAUAAACAGCUUUGGAGUUGGUCCUUUCAGUCAUUCCAUUAAAGCCAAAACGAAACCACUACCUCCUGACCCUCCUCACCUUGAAUGUGUGGUCUUCAGCUACCAGAGCCUUAAACUUAAAUGGGGUGAAGGUCCUAGCAGAGCUUUAAUUACCAACCCUACACAGUUCAACUUGCAGAUGGAGGACAGGUUUGGCAGGUUUGUUACAGUUUAUAGUGGUCCAUGUCAUACAUACAAAGUACAGCGGCUCAGUGAAUCCACCACGUACUAUUUCAAAAUCCAGGCAUACAAUGAUGCUGGAGAGGGAGAGUUUUCUGACGUUUACGCUUUCACUACAACCAAGUCUCCCCCUGCAUCUCUUAAAGCACCCAAAGCAAAUCAGCUGGAAGAAAACACUUAUGAAAUCACAUGGGAACCUUUACAGCCGAUGAAAGGAGAUUCCAUUGUUUACAUCCUCCAGCUUGCUGCUGGGAGAGAGUUUGAUCAGGUAUACAAGGGACCAGAGACUUCCUUCCGUCUCACGGGCCUGCAGACAAACUGUGAAUACCGGAUCAGAGUCUGCGCUGGCCGUCAGUCCCAGGACGCUGCUGGAUCCCAAGAACUGUAUGGACCUUACAGCCCCAGUGCAGUGUUCUCAUCUCAGAAGCAGGAGCUGGAGUCGCAGUGUGCCGCCGUGCCCACGGAGCUGGCAGACAGUAAGAAGACGUUGCAUGAGGAGCGCUUCAUCGCCAUCGUUCUUCUCUGCGGGUUCGCAGUGGUUGCUAUUUUAUUUGCUGUCGUUAUUCAAUACUUUGUGAUCAAGUAGACAAGAACCUACUCAGUGCUCAGCUUUUUGUACAGAAGCUAUUUCGGGUAUUUAUGGUUAGUUCUAAUUGAAAUCCUAGCUGGUAAUGUGUGGAUAUGCGCAUUUCCGCCCUGCUGCUGGCUGACAGCGAGGCUGGGUCGGCAGAUCCUUUCCAAAUACUGAACACAGAUUUCUUGUAGAAAGGGUAAUCCUUUGUCCUCUAUAAUCAGGGUUAGCUGUUAAGAAAACAGCACAAACUGCCUUAUUGUGCACACUGGUGUGUGUGUGUGCACGCUCUGCUCUCUCUGAAUUCACACGAGGCCCCUUGGGCAGUCAGAGAGGGACGGCGUUAUUAGAGCAAGUCCUUUCCAAGUACAGCUAGAGCAGUGGUAGCCCAUCAGCAGUGUGUAACCAGGCAUCGUCGCAGUUCGGUAUACGUGACAUACAGCAGCACAAAUGCUUAAGCUUAGAGCAGUACUGUAUUGCAGAACAUUACUCGAGCAUACCACAUUUAAUAUACUGUAGAAGGAAAGCAGAAUAUUGACUUUGACUUAGUGAUAUUACUACUUUACAGUUAUUUUAAUUUUGGAUUCAGUAAUAAUCAUUUCGAGCGUUUAAAGUAGCGGGUGCCAGCAUUUGUAGGGUUUGAAUCGAGAUGCUUAGACACAAUGUUAGCAGGAUGCCAUGUCCAUGCAGCAGCCGCGUUCGGAUAUGGCAGUGCAGGAAAGGCCCCUUUGCAUUGCACACCUGUGAACGCAGUGCUUCCUGCUGGUGGUGAGCAGCUGUUGGCCCAAUCCACAUUUCACUCUCAGUGCCUGAGAGAAAAGUAAUUUCCUGUGCUUUGGAUGAAAUCUUUGCAGCGUUUCCAGAAAAGCACAGGUAUUGUCUUUAAGGAGAAAGAGUGCAUUUAUGAUAAAUGUUACACUAUUUGGCUCAAACUGAGCAAAUGUUUUUUGUACUAUUAUUAACCUAAAAAAUAAAACUUCAGACUGCUUUUGGAUGCCCUUCUUACGUAACCCGAAUGAUCAAAUUGUACGUGAAAGAACUCUUUUUAGCUAACAUUUGUACAAUGUUUUAACCGACCUGCUAUCCCGGUGGUAGCAGCUUCACAUUCCGUUGUUUCCUAGAUGGGAAUGUUCAGCCUGCUAUGAGCUUCUCUGAGACGUGUCCUGUUUGUCAGGGGGGAUUUUGGGUGGGCGCUGUGCACUACAUCUGCCCUUCUCGUUACUUCUGCUUGCGAAUACCUACAGGUGAAUCUGACAGCUGUCUUCUCCGUGCCAAAGGCUUUGAAAGCUGGAGCUCGCAAGUUUAGAAAGCGUUUAGAAUGGGUCUUCCUAACAGCAUGGGAGCGUGGCAUAGAAAGCUCGAGUGAGGGUUAUCACACUAUACCCACCAGAACGAGGCACUUGUACGUGGAGUGCUGGAUGUGCUAGUGCUGCAGGCUAGGGAUUGCCAGUAAUUAAUCACUUUAAGGGUCUUUCUCCUAUGGCAGUUGAUGAAUAAUGUUGCGUUGUAGUUCGAGGCAUUGUGUUGUAUUUCAGAUGUGGAGAACCUAAAUUAUGACAUAGUAUCGCUUAAUACUCGUAAAAGUAGAUUUAUGGUGCAAUCUGAAAUUAAUCUUUUCAAAAUGUACUCUUCAUUUUGUACUCUAUUUAUUUUGAUUAAAAGUCCUGGAAAAAUGUAUGUUUGAAUGUAUUGUUCUACUUGUAGCAGAACUUUAAGUUAAUCAUUUAUUAUAUCAUAGAAAUCUCUCCCUCCACUUUUGGAAAGAGUUUUAUACAGAUCUUAGUGUCUUUAGUUUGCAGAAGAGUUUACAGUCUGUCUCUGUUCCUCUUUAUAGUCUACUUUUAGCAAAUACGACCGCCUUCAGCAAAUCUCUGUUGCCAAAGGGUUAUUUCUUUUAACUCUUAGAACGAAGUUUGUAGAGGUUAAUUCACAAUACUAUUUCUGAUGAUUUUAAAAGGUAAAUUAGGAUUGCAAAGUAAAUACUAACAAGGGACAGCUCCUAAAAAAAAAAGUAAAAGUUCUUCUGUAAUUGCCACAAAGUACUCAAUGUUUGCAGAUGUACCGGAGAGCCUCCCGCAGUGCAGAUGGACAUCAGCUCUUAUCCAUUCCAGAACGAUACACCCUAAUGGCAUUAAUGUGUUAGGUAUCUUCAUUUCUUCUGUAUUGUAAUUUCGAGGUAUCUCUAUGUUAAAGCUGCCAUGCAUUGUAUUACUAAAUUGUAACUAUCAAAUAGAUAAUAUAUUUAAUACAGCCAAUAAAUAAUACGAAUGUAUUCAGAUUUGAA